UCAGUUGAAAGUGAAUAUUCUGUGAUCUCUGUUGUGCUGUAAUUAUCUUGCUCUGAAAAGACGUUACAAAUUCCAUGCGCACGAUGAAAUUCCUCCAUGCGGUUUGCGGCCUGUUACUGCUAGUUUCGAUCGUCCAAUGCCGGCCGUGUGAGGAUUGCGACGAAGAGGUACCAUUGGCUGCCUCUAAGUUGGACGAUCCAGAUAUCAUAUCGGGGGAGGAUUUGCUACGUAAUGCAGUUCCCACGGUUGAGGACGGGACGAUCCCGCUUCCAGACAACGUGAUAGAUGCCCCCGUUGUUUGCCCACCAGGACAAAAACCUGACCACAAAGGUAAAUGUCGUGAAGUGUGGAGCAGAAAAUCCCCGGCGUAACUUUAGACCAUCGGAUAGCAGAAGAACCUUAUCAAUUCUUUCACGAGACGUUUACAUUUGUUAAGUACAUAUAUUGUCCAGUAAAUGCACUUCCGGAUGCAUCGACCAAGAUAACCUUGAAGUUGUGUUUGACUUAUACUUAUUGAGUCUUUAUCAUUUUGAAGAGGAUUUUGAAGAAUUGUAAUUGACAAUAAAAUGAAGUUCUCAACUGCGAAUAUAUCUAGUUUUUAUCUGACCUCUAACGAUACCCAACAAUGCAGUUUCUAGCAAAAGUAAUCGUCGCCUUGGCAGUUUUGUUACUAUUUAGUUGCCGAUUCAAUUCGGCUUUGCCUACGGAUGCUGCAAAAAGUGGAUUUGAAAAGCCGGACCUCGAAGAUAGCAACAUUCAAGCUGCGGCAAAAGGAAUUAUCGAUGCCCCCAUCGUAUGUCCAGCCGGUCAAAUGGUAGACCAUCGUGGGAAAUGCCGUGAAGCUUGGUCAUUCUAGUGAAGUUUUAAAUGCAACUUUUAAAAUGAAUUUUUGAAACAUAAUAAAAGAUUAUUUCAUCAUUCUUCACUA
Molecule: messenger RNA, 928 nt
Organism: Topomyia yanbarensis
Lineage: Eukaryota; Metazoa; Arthropoda; Insecta; Diptera; Culicidae
Gene: Gbp3
Exons: 2
Coding region: 75-371 (98 amino acids)
Source: RefSeq, a predicted model, not a curated record